CUCAGCUGCCCGGUGAUAUUGACAAUAGGAGAGAGAAAGGGGCAUUGACGGGGACCCACCGCGGGCACCGAACGGCGGCUCUGGCAGCGGCGGCUCCAGCCCCAGCGGCUCCUUCUUCUUCCUUCUCCUCCUGCUGCCGCUGCAGAUCCAGUCUUCCUCCCUCCCUUCCCCCCUCCCCUCGUCGUUGCUGCAGCCGCCGGGUCCGGGGCAACGAGCAGAGGCGCCGCCCGCCGGGAAUGUGAGCGAGGAGCCACCGGCGGAGCCGCAGCGGGGUCGGUGCCGAUUUGAUGGGACGGGCCCGCGGGGGAGGAACGUGAGGCCGCCGCCGCCGCCGGAGCUCUGAGGUUCAGGUCCGGCCGUGAGGCCUAGAGGCGCCGCUGCCGCGGAACCGGAGGGACGCCGCGCCGGACAGCCGUCGCCCCGGGCUCCCUGCCGCUGUCCGGACCUCCCCCCGCACGCCCCGGUCCCGCCACCCGCCCCCGCUGCGGCCCUCUCUCCCGUCUCCCGCCCCUCCGAAACCACAGAUCAUCUUCGGAUUCUUCUCCAGAAGCUUCAAGUAGGGAUAUGUCCUCAGCACCAACUACUCCUCCAUCAGUGGAUAAAGUAGACGGAUUUUCUCGGAAGUCCGUCAGAAAAGCCAGACAGAAGAGGUCGCAAAGUUCCUCACAGUUUAGGUCUCAAGGCAAGCCUAUUGAGUUAACACCUCUGCCGCUGCUAAAAGACGUUCCAUCCUCAGAGCAGCCUGAACUGUUCCUAAAGAAACUUCAGCAGUGCUGUGUCAUUUUUGACUUCAUGGACACGCUAUCUGAUCUUAAAAUGAAAGAAUACAAGCGCUCCACUCUUAAUGAACUGGUGGACUACAUUACAAUAAGCAGAGGCUGUUUGACAGAGCAGACUUACCCUGAAGUAGUUAGAAUGGUGUCUUGCAAUAUAUUCAGAACUCUCCCUCCUAGUGACAGCAAUGAAUUUGAUCCAGAAGAAGAUGAACCUACCCUUGAGGCAUCGUGGCCACACUUACAGCUUGUAUAUGAGUUUUUCAUACGAUUUUUGGAAAGCCAAGAAUUCCAACCCAGCAUUGCCAAAAAAUACAUAGAUCAGAAAUUUGUAUUACAGCUUUUGGAGCUGUUUGACAGCGAAGACCCACGGGAACGGGACUACUUAAAAACAGUCUUACACAGAAUUUAUGGCAAGUUUCUUGGUCUUAGAGCAUUUAUCCGAAAACAGAUUAACAAUAUUUUUCUAAGGUUUGUUUAUGAAACAGAACACUUCAAUGGUGUAGCUGAACUGCUGGAAAUAUUAGGAAGUAUUAUCAAUGGCUUUGCUUUACCUCUUAAGGCAGAACACAAACAGUUUCUGGUGAAAGUGUUGAUCCCUUUACACACUGUGAGGAGCUUAUCACUCUUCCAUGCCCAGCUGGCAUAUUGCAUAGUACAGUUUCUGGAGAAAGAUCCUUCACUCACAGAACCAGUUAUUAGGGGAUUAAUGAAAUUUUGGCCCAAAACAUGUAGUCAAAAAGAGGUUAUGUUCCUUGGGGAGCUGGAAGAAAUAUUGGAUGUGAUUGAACCUUCACAGUUUGUUAAAAUCCAAGAACCUUUGUUUAAACAAAUUGCCAAGUGUGUCUCUAGCCCCCAUUUUCAGGUGGCAGAAAGGGCACUCUAUUAUUGGAAUAAUGAAUACAUCAUGAGUUUGAUAGAAGAAAACUCUAAUGUCAUCCUUCCCAUCAUGUUUUCCAGUCUUUAUAGGAUUUCAAAAGAACAUUGGAAUCCGGCUAUCGUGGCAUUAGUGUACAACGUGUUGAAGGCGUUUAUGGAAAUGAACAGCACCAUGUUUGAUGAGCUGACAGCCACAUACAAGUCAGAUCGUCAGCGUGAGAAAAAGAAAGAAAAGGAGCGUGAAGAAUUGUGGAAAAAACUGGAGGAUCUGGAGUUAAAGAGAGGUCUUAGACGUGAUGGGAUAAUUCCAACUUAACAAAAAUAAUGACAAUAACCUUACUAACCUGUGGAGUCACACAUUUAUGUAGUAGAAGAUGGAGCAGCAGUUUUCUGUAUUGUGCAACUUUACAGUAGAUUUCACAUUUGUUUCAUUAUUACAACAGCACUGUAUAUACCUGUCUCUAAGUAAAGGAAAAAAAAAUACGGACUUCAGUCCAAAGUUUGGACAGUAGAUGGACUUCUCAGAACUUGGCAAACAUAAUCAUUGUUCUAACCCUCUUUUAAAAGAAAAAAAAAAGCAGUCUUCAAAGAUCUGUCAAUGAAAUUUGUAUAUUAAAAUUCCAUUAUUGGGAGUUCCUUAUUUAUCAUUAGCAGAGAGUAUGAAACAACUUUCAAAUGUGAACAAUCUUAAAUUUAGCUUGUCUUUCUGCUAAGCUGUUAAGUGUAUUUAUAGUAAAGGAAG
This is a messenger RNA of Lipotes vexillifer (Yangtze River dolphin), 2394 nucleotides long. It is a transcript of the gene PPP2R5E, whose product is annotated as protein phosphatase 2 regulatory subunit B'epsilon. Gene Ontology annotation, cellular component: cytosol; protein phosphatase type 2A complex; nucleus. The transcript has 14 exons. The coding region runs from base 565 to 1968 and encodes 467 amino acids. The record is from RefSeq and is a predicted model, not a curated record. Gene Ontology annotation, molecular function: protein phosphatase activator activity. Lineage: Eukaryota; Metazoa; Chordata; Mammalia; Artiodactyla; Lipotidae. Gene Ontology annotation, biological process: protein dephosphorylation; signal transduction.